Molecule: messenger RNA, 1260 nt
Organism: Morus notabilis
Lineage: Eukaryota; Viridiplantae; Streptophyta; Magnoliopsida; Rosales; Moraceae
Product: 2-C-methyl-D-erythritol 4-phosphate cytidylyltransferase, chloroplastic
Exons: 13
Coding region: 63-1055 (330 amino acids)
Biological process (GO): isoprenoid biosynthetic process
Molecular function (GO): 2-C-methyl-D-erythritol 4-phosphate cytidylyltransferase activity
Source: RefSeq, a predicted model, not a curated record
AGCAGAUCUGCGAUGGAGUGAGUGAGAGAAGAGGAAGAUAUAGAAUAAAGAAAGAGUAAUUCAUGGGUUCUCAACUCUCUCUCUCCGAGUCCGAAAGUCAGACAAAAGAGAUGGGGCUCUUUGGUCUGAACCUUACCGUUUCUUCUUCUUCUUCUUCUUCUUGCAAUGUUUCUCCUUUACUUUGUCCUUCCACUUCUACUACUACUACUACUAACCCACUUCCACGCUUCAACCUCCGAUUCCCAGUUCAUGGCGUGGGUUUCAGAGACAAGUGUAGAAGUAGAACAACUAGAUUUGCCAAGUCAAGGAUCGUUUUGUGCUCUGCCAAUGUUGGAGAAAAGCCUGAUGUUGUGAAGAAGAAAAGCGUUUCGGUGAUUCUUCUGGCUGGAGGAAAGGGAAAGCGAAUGGGUGCCAACAUGCCAAAGCAGUAUCUUCCGCUUUUAGGCCAACCAAUUGCAUUAUACAGCUUUUACACUUUCUCUGAACUGGAUGAAGUGAAGGAAAUUGUUGUGGUUUGUGAUCCCUCCUACCAGGAUAUCUUUGAAGAUACCAAAGAGAAGAUCCAUGUGGAACUUAAAUUCACAUUACCGGGGAAAGAAAGGCAAGAUUCCGUUUUCAGUGGACUUCAGGCAGUUGACUUGAGCUCUGAGCUUGUUUGUAUCCAUGAUUCUGCAAGACCUCUGGUAACAUCAGGAGAAGUUGGAAAGGUUCUUCAAGAUGGUUGGUUGCAUGGAGCAGCUGUGCUUGGUGUUCCUGCCAAAGCUACAAUCAAAGAGGCAAACAGUGAGUCUUUUGUGGUUAGAACUCUGGACAGGAAAACACUAUGGGAAAUGCAGACCCCCCAGGUUAUAAAACCUGAUUUGCUCAAAAAGGGUUUUGAGUUUGUAAAUAGAGAAGGUCUAGAAGUGACCGAUGAUGUAUCUAUUGUGGAGCACCUAGGACAUCCCGUGUAUAUUACGGAGGGCGCUUACACCAAUAUAAAGGUUACAACCCCGGAUGAUAUGUUACUUGCAGAGAGAAUAUUGAGCCUGAACAAUGUGAAGUCUCCUAAAUAACCUUGAUUUUGUUCUUUUGCCUUUAUUUUUUGUGAUCUUCUCAUUUCUCCGUUCUGCUAACCUUUGUAUUUGGGACAUUCUUUGGAACCACAAAAGAUUUCUGUGGAAUAUUUUUAACCUAAUAAGCCUUCUGCGGACAGCAAGAAAUGAUGUAAUAAAUACACUGAGGAAGGACGGCAAGAAAUGGUGAAAUAAAUACAAUGAG